Molecule: messenger RNA, 410 nt
Organism: Perca fluviatilis (European perch)
Lineage: Eukaryota; Metazoa; Chordata; Actinopteri; Perciformes; Percidae
Product: tumor necrosis factor receptor superfamily member 21-like
Exons: 2
Coding region: 42-410 (122 amino acids)
Biological process (GO): oligodendrocyte apoptotic process; humoral immune response; neuron apoptotic process
Source: RefSeq, a predicted model, not a curated record
CAUCUCUCUGUUUCUAUCUACAGUUUGACAUCAACCAGCUGAUGACCUCAGUGAAUGUAAGCCAAAGCCUCAGCCCCGUCCACAAGCCGCUGGAGUCUCCGAGCAGCAUCGGCAGCAAUAGCGGUGGUAGCAUGGGUGGUGGUAGCAUGGGCGGGGCCAGCGGCAUGGCCGUGGAGCAGUCGCCAGUGGACCGUAGCAAAGGCUUCUUCCCCGACGAAUCAGAGCCCCUGCUUCGCUGCGACUCCACCUCCAGCAAAGACUCCGCCCUCAGCAGGAACGGCUCCUUCAUUACCAAAGAGAAGAAAGACACUGUUCUCCGCGGAGGCGAUCCCGCGUGGCGACCUGAAGCGCCCAUCUUCGACUACAUGCUGCACAUUCCACAACCCAGAGGAGCUGCACGCCAUCGAUGA